Messenger RNA from Nestor notabilis (Kea), 1296 nucleotides. Its product is annotated as tyrosine-protein kinase JAK2. The record is from RefSeq and is a predicted model, not a curated record. Gene Ontology annotation, molecular function: non-membrane spanning protein tyrosine kinase activity; cytokine receptor binding; ATP binding. Gene Ontology annotation, cellular component: cytosol. The transcript is spliced from 8 exons. Gene Ontology annotation, biological process: cytokine-mediated signaling pathway; peptidyl-tyrosine phosphorylation; cell surface receptor signaling pathway via JAK-STAT. Lineage: Eukaryota; Metazoa; Chordata; Aves; Psittaciformes; Psittacidae. The annotation marks the transcript as partial.
AAACUACAGUUUUAUGAAGACAGGCACCAGCUUCCUGCCCCCAACUGGACAGAACUAGCAAACCUUAUAAACAACUGUAUGGAUUAUGAGCCAGAUUUCAGGCCUUCAUUUAGAGCAGUUAUACGUGACUUGAAUAGUUUGUUCACUCCAGAUUAUGAGCUUUUAACAGAAAGUGAUAUGUUGCCAAAUAUGAGAAUUGGAGCACUUGGAUUUUCUGGUGCUUUUGAAGAUCGUGACCCAACACAAUUUGAAGAGAGACAUCUUAAGUUUUUACAGCAACUUGGCAAGGGAAAUUUCGGCAGUGUUGAGAUGUGCCGCUACGACCCACUGCAGGAUAAUACGGGGGAGGUGGUGGCUGUGAAAAAGCUGCAACAUAGCACAGAAGAGCACCUUCGGGACUUUGAAAGAGAAAUUGAAAUUCUUAAAUCUCUGCAGCACGAUAACAUUGUUAAAUACAAAGGAGUAUGCUACAGUGCAGGUCGUAGGAAUCUAAGAUUAAUUAUGGAAUAUUUACCAUAUGGAAGUUUACGAGAUUAUCUGCAGAAACACAAGGAGAGGCUGGACCACAAGAAGCUUUUGCUGUAUGCAUCUCAGAUAUGCAAGGGCAUGGAGUAUCUGGGCACAAAAAGAUAUGUUCACCGGGAUUUAGCAACAAGGAAUAUCUUAGUGGAGAAUGAGAACAGAGUUAAAAUUGGAGAUUUUGGAUUGACAAAAGUCUUGCCACAAGACAAAGAAUACUACAAAGUAAAGGAACCUGGUGAAAGCCCUAUAUUUUGGUAUGCUCCAGAAUCUCUGACAGAAAGCAAAUUUUCUGUGGCCUCAGACGUGUGGAGUUUUGGUGUUGUCCUAUAUGAACUCUUCACAUAUAUUGACAAGAGCAAAAGUCCACCAGCUGAAUUCAUGCGCAUGAUUGGCAAUGAUAAACAAGGGCAGAUGAUUGUAUUUCAUUUGAUAGAGCUUUUGAAGAAUAAUGGACGUCUGCCAAGGCCAGAUGGAUGCCCUGAUGAGAUUUAUGCCAUCAUGAAAGAAUGCUGGAACAACAAUGUUACCCAGCGCCCCAGCUUUAGGGAUCUUGCUCAGCGAGUGGAUCACAUAAGGGACAACAUGGGUGGAUGAGAAGACUGUCCCUCCUUCAAACAAUGUGUUGGAAUGCAGAACAAAACAUACUUGGUCUGCUGUGUAUAAUUGACAUAUGCAUGACAUGUGUAUCUCGUCUUAGCUGAAUGUAAAAUCUGUGUGGCAAAGUUCCUAUCUUAAUCUGCAUAAUGAGGAAUCCUGCUGGUUUUCUUUAUCAGG